UCAUUUUGUUGUUAUAUGAUCAUCGACGUAGAAAAAAAAAGAGAAAAAAAAAAUGAACAACUUGAUUAAGUCUCCUAGUUUAUCAUCCUUUGCACCUGGAGGGCCCUGGCCUUUCUCCUCUGUUUUCUGACCAAAUUUUCUCAGGAAAACGCAGGAAAGUUAGUUCCACCCCCCCCCUUUCUUCUUCUCUACCCUUUUCCCUCUUAACCUGAUCCUUCACUUUCUCUGACGUUCUCGGAGUCGGAACAGUCAUGGGCACCGGAGAAAAAACCCUAAAAUCUUUCAAUCUACAUCUCUCUCACCUGAAGAACAGCAACAGACAAGCGGUGAAAUUAGGUGUACCGAAGGGGUGUUUGGCGAUAAAAGUGGGACAAGGACAUGAACAAGAGAGGAUAAUAGUUCCUGUCGUGUACUUUAACCAUCCUUUAUUCAUGCAACUCCUCAAAGGAGCCGAAGAAGAGUACGGCUUCGAACAGAAGGGUACGAUCACAAUCCCUUGCCAUGUCGAGGAAUUCCGACACGUUCAAUCCAAGAUCGAUCAAGAGAGAUCUGUUUAUCACCACCACGACCACCACCAAUAUCACCAACUCGUCGGAUGUUUUAGGGUUUGAUCGUUCGAUCAAUGGAUCAUGCAUUUCUCUCCGUUUUUAGCUUUUAUCUUUCUUUCUUUUUUGCUGUUGUUGUUGUUAUUGUGGAGCUGUGGAGCCAAACAAGGCCUAGCCCACAAAAUUAGGAGUAGAGAUAGAAGUGCUUUGUUUCCCUUUGUGAGUCCAAGUAUUUUCUUCCUCUUCUUCUUUUUUUUUUACUUGAAGCAUGAAUCUUGAAAAUAAAUGGAAAAAAAGUGUGAAAAAAUUUCCGGUGACCUCUCCGCCGUUUUUUUCAAUUAUCACGGCCAAGAUGGUCGGAGCCACGGCGAGCGAAAAAUAAAUAAAGAAAAUAAAGCGAUAUAUAUUGGGUUGGCAA
Messenger RNA from Tarenaya hassleriana, 963 nucleotides. Its product is annotated as auxin-responsive protein SAUR32-like. Lineage: Eukaryota; Viridiplantae; Streptophyta; Magnoliopsida; Brassicales; Cleomaceae. The transcript has a single exon. The record is from RefSeq and is a predicted model, not a curated record. Bases 252 to 611 code for a protein of 119 amino acids. Gene Ontology annotation, biological process: response to auxin.